AUGAGCCUUGAUCAGGAGAGUGAGAUUUUGCCAGAAAGCUCCUUUGCUUCAACCGGGACCCGCGAGAAUCCAGUGUUGCUUGAUUGCGAUGACAAAGGUGAACCAAACAGCACUGGCAGUAUAGCUUCACAUAUCUCUGAGAUAUCUACUGAGAUAUCUGCUGAGAUUCUCUCCAAUGAUGGAGAUCGCUCUGAGAGUAAAGAUGAGCCAAAUUUUGAUCUCCCCGGGGGCAGAUUCAAAAAUUCCAUUACCCCCAUUCUGCGGAGAAAGGCUUCUCAGGAUUCCUCGGGCCGCUCUGGAUACCGAAAACGCCGUUGUCCUUCAAUUUCCAACGUUCAAAUCACCCAAGAGGAUUCGCAAGAUCUCUUUGCAAGUGGUAACCCUGCGACCGGAAUAUCUCUAGUUGAUGCACAUGCUACAUCUUCUAUCAUUGGCUUGGAGGAUAUCGCAUGCCUUUUAGAACGGAGUGAAACUGAUGAAGUCUUCGUGCUCAGGAGCUAUGAGCACUUGUCGAGCACAAUGGAGACAGCUUCAGCGUGUGAGAUACAAGAAUUCCAGUCAAAGGCGACGAAGUGGCUGAUGAAAUCUUUGGAGAAAGAUUUCAUAGAGCUCAGUGUGAGAAUCAUGGAGUCAGGACUGCUGAAAGGGGUUUCACUCCAGAGGGUAAUGAAAACCUCGGUCAAGCAUGAUUUGACGGUCUUCGAAAAGCUGAUGACCCGGGAGGUGUAUCUCAAGAAAGAGCGCAAUAACGCCAUUUCUUUUGCCAUUACGCUAAGCGAAUGCUUGGAUAAAGUGUGCAGACUCGAGGGUGAACGCGUGUCUCUAGUCUCGAACAUCUUACGGAAUAUUGAUUCGGCCAUCCAGGGGUCAUCUAAAGAGGACAUCGGAAUGGUAUUUUGGUAUGUUCGCCAUGCAUUGAUCCGUGCAAUUGAGAAACAGGGAUGUUUCGAAAUCCUGCAAAUUGUUGACGUCAAAUACUGGUCUGAAUUGAGGGCGAGCUAUGUGUCACUAGAUGUGGCAUGUGAAGGAAAGUUCACGAGCAUGGACAUCCCGGAUCACUUGAGAGACCGUUUGAGAUACUUUUAG
Messenger RNA from Penicillium samsonianum, 1086 nucleotides. RefSeq lists its product as uncharacterized. The record is from RefSeq and is a predicted model, not a curated record. The transcript has 3 exons. Lineage: Eukaryota; Fungi; Ascomycota; Eurotiomycetes; Eurotiales; Aspergillaceae. The coding region runs from base 1 to 1086 and encodes 361 amino acids.